GAGCCCCAUUUCCCCCCAAUUCAUCCCGCCCAAAUCCUCAGACACCCGCCGCGCGCCGCCGCCGCCAUGGCCGACGACUUCGCCUCGCCGCCCUCAUCGGCUCCCGCCCCUCGCCCGCGGGCGGCCGGAGGCGUGUACCAGGUGGCCGGCGUGGCGGUGGAGUUCCCCUACAAGCCCUACGGGACGCAGCUGGCGUUCAUGGGGCGCGUCAUCGCCACGCUGGACCGUGCGCGGCGGCAGGGGCGGUCGCACGCGCUCCUCGAGUCCCCCACCGGCACCGGCAAGUCGCUCUCCCUCCUCUGCUCCGCGCUCGCCUGGCAGCGAAACUACCCGCUCCGCGCCCCCGCCCCCGCCCCCGCUCCGCCCGACCCGCUCCUCCACGGCGGUGGAUUCGUCGCCGACGACACUCAGCCGCAGGAGACGCCAGGCAUCCCUGAGAAGGCGACCAGGAAGAAGAAGAACGCUCCGACCAUCUACUACGCUACGAGGACGCACGCGCAGAUAACCCAGGUUGUCCGGGAGUACCGCAAAACGUCAUACCGAGUGCGCAUGUCCAUCUUGGCCUCAAGGAAGCACUACUGCGUCAAUAAGUUUGCAUGCAUGAGUGACAACAUUGAUGAGCAAUGCAAGUCGCUGCUAGAUGAGAAUGGUCAAGGUUGCCCAGAAUUCAAGAAUGCACAGAAACUAAGUCGGCAUCCAUCCCUUCAGAUUGGUGGCUGCUAUGAUGUUCACGAUAUUGAGGAUCUCAUCAGGGUUGGACAGAAAGUGAAGGGAUGUCCGUAUUUUGCUGCACAACACAUGGCAGAAGCAGCUCAACUGGUUUUCUGCCCAUAUAACUACCUAAUUAGUCCGAUUGUCAGAAGAGCGAUGGACAUUGAUAUCGGUGGUUCCAUCAUUAUUCUUGAUGAGGCACACAACAUAGAAGAUAUAGCACGUGACUCCGGAAGUGUUGAUCUCGAUGAAGAAUCACUUUACUUGUUGCAGGCAGAACUAGCAAAGUUGGCCGCUGAUGAGGCUGUUGCAAUGAUUUACCAACCAUUGCAUGACAUCAUUCAGGGUCUUAUCGGUUGGAUUGCUGAGCGGGAGGGCAAUCUGCAGAAUCAUGAGUUCGGACAUCCCGCUUCAUAUUGGACUGGUGAAAAGGCUAUGAAAGAACUCCAAUGUGCUGGUAUUUCUCCAAUGUACUUCCAAGUAUUGCAAGAAUGUGCAAUGAAGGCAGUUAAAGCUGCUUCAGAUACUGAAUCAGAUGGAGCACAUUUAAGUGGUGGUCGUGCUAUGACACUAGAGAGUCUAUUCUCUUCAUUGAGUUACUUUUUUGCUCAGAAUGGGCGUAAUUCGUGUGAUUAUCAGCUUGCUUUGCAGCGUUUUGUUAAAAAAGAAGGCAAGGAUGAAAUUUCUUCCAAAUGCACGAUGAGUUUGUGGUGUCUCAAUCCUGCUGUUGUUUUUCAAGAAAUUGCAGAUCUAACCCUUUCGGUGAUUCUGACAUCCGGCACACUCUCACCGAUGGGUUCUUUUACAUCUGAACUUGGUGUCCAGUUUGAGGCUUGCAUGGAAGCUCCUCAUGUAAUCAAUGUUGAUUCUCAGGUUUUUGCAGCUGUGCUAUCAUCUGGUCCAACAAGACAUAGAUUGAAUGCCAGCUAUAAAACUGCAGACAGUUCUUCUUUCCAGGAUGAACUUGGAGCUUCACUAGAAGAAAUAUGCAAAAUUGUGCCUGGUGGUGCUCUAGUGUUUUUUCCUAGCUAUAAGUUGUUGGACAAAUUACAAGUGCGGUGGUCUCAGACAGGUCAAUGGGCACGACUGAAUGCUCAGAAACAUAUGUUUGUUGAGCCUAAGGGAAGUACUGAGGAACUCGAGCCUGUUCUAAAAGGGUACUAUGAUGCAAUCCUCGGUAAGGCUCCUGUCAAGAAAGGCAGAGGUGGUGCAAAACAAAUAGUGAAGAAUCGAGUGACAAAGAAUUCGUCACAGGAAUCAGUUAAAGCAGGAGCUGCUCUUCUUGCAGUUUGUCGUGGGAAGGUAUCUGAAGGGAUUGACUUCUCUGAUGACAACGCUAGAGUUGUGGUCAUUGUUGGCAUUCCAUUUCCAAAUAUAAAUGAUGUUCAAGUAAAGCUGAAAAAGAGAUAUAAUGAUUCAUACAAAUCAUCAAAACAUCUGUUAAAUGGGAGCGAAUGGUACUGUCAUCAGGCAUUUCGUGCUUUGAAUCAAGCUGCAGGUCGAUGCAUUCGUCAUAAAUCUGACUAUGGAGGCAUAAUUUUAAUUGAUGAGCGAUAUCAGGAAGACAGAAAUCUUGUCUACAUUUCCAAAUGGCUUAGGAAUGCAAUCAAGCAGUAUGGUAGCUUCCAGGAUACAAUGGAUGGGUUGAAAAAGUUCUUUCAAAAUGCUGAGGAAAAAAUAAAAAACAAAGAUUGUGACAUGUUCCCCAAGAACAAAUUGGAUAUCGAAGCACUUCCAUCUCUCAGUGAUAAAAGAAAGCUACCAUGGCCGGCAUUGAAUUCCUCAAACCACUCAGUACCACAAAAGAAUCAGAAGGUAAAGAUUGAAUGCCUUAGCGAGAGUGUUUCAAAUAUUGAUGGUGGGGCAGUAGAUCAAAAAAAGGUGGGUUUGUUUUAUACAUCACCAGAAGUAUCGAAAAUUUCUUUGAAGUCUUCUCCUUUAGCAAGGAAAGAAAUCUCUCCAACGCCCAACAGUCUUUCAAUGGCAUACCAACUGCCUCCCUACAAAGUCCAAUCUAAUUUCGAAGGUGUAACCGACACUGGGGCGAAUUAUGGAGUCAAAACAGAAGUUAUCAAUUUGGAAGAGGAUGAUUUGAAGCCUCGGUAUGCAAAGUUUACUAUCUUGAAUCCAUUAGAAGAUAGGUCACAGCCGCCUACUCUUGUUGAGGAAACUUCUGCAGAGGCUCCAGUGGCUAGUCCCAGCAAUUAUUCUGAGGUAAACACCUCAACAGCGAUAAAUAAUGGUGGAGAUCAGAUUGUAGACAUGCCCUUUUUGCUUUCAAGCACAAACAGAAAUAUUUCUUGUCUGUCCACAUCAGCAGCUACUCCUGAAAGAACAGCUAACAAGGGCUGUCAUUUGGAGAAUGAGUCUUUGAUAAACAGAAGUGUCAAUUCCCACUACCUGAAAAAGAGAAGGUUGAGCUCCCCAAUUAGUUGUACUUACACAGAACAUUCUAAUUCUCCAACCGAAUCACUCUGCCGUACUGAUUGUGCCGUUAGCAUAGUGUCUGGGGAUCUGAAGAGAAAUGCUGAACUGUGUUGUAAAAAUACGAAAAUGGCCAAGUGUGAAAAUGUUAAGCUUGAAAGAAACCACAAGCCGGAAGAGGUUUCAGCAAAGAAGUCUACGCAAAAAAAGCUUCUCAGCUGCACCAAAUGCAAAACAGCACUUGGGUCAGAGGAAGAUGGGUUUCUCAUUACAUGUUCACAUUCUUCAUACUCAAAAUAUGACUUGGCGUAUAUUUUGAGACAUGGACUGUCAACUGCUGGCUUCCUGGAGGAUGAUUUUUCGGCAUCACCACCAGCGGAGGUACAAAUAAUGGAGUGUGAUGCCUCUUCACUCGACCAGAAUAUCCUUGGCAAAUUUAGCAACCAAGGCUCCGGUCAUCAUUCUGGUGUUUGGUCUGGAAAGGAUGGAUGUGUGUACAGGGCAGUAACCUGCCCUUUCUGCUCUUCUGGAAAUGCAUGUGCCACGACCCUCGGUGUGCAAGUUCUUGCAACUGAUAUACCAAAUCAACCAUUGGCGGAGAAGGUGCUCUUGUUCAAUGAUCGUUUGGAUGUCAAGCCUGGGCCAUCAAAGGGACAGGUUGUAAGGACUCACAAAGAUUCUGGUAACCAAAUCUCAGCGCCACCAGUGAUUGAUCUGGAGUCUUUUGCGUAUAAACCAGUGAAGAAGGAUCCUGUGCCACUGAACUCAAGAAGAUCUAAGCUUAGGUUACCUGCCACGAACAAAUCCACAGCUGGUACAUAAUAUGGAAGGAUCCAUGAGAUGAGACUCCGUAUCUGCUCUUUGCGACGAAGCAUAGGGACGAACUCGUUCUGCAACUCGCUGCAUUUGGGAAGGAGAUGGCAAUUAGCUAUGGAGGUGCAAAUAUCUACGUGGAUUAGAGCAGUUGUUCCCUGAGCUGAAGUGAAAUGUAAUAUGCAUGCCGUGGCAGUAGGAUGCUGAUGUAAAUACAGAAUUGACAAUUGCGUUCUGGUGUGUGUUUAUGGAGUGUUGUUUCAGAAUUGCAAUUGUGUUGUAAUGUAAAUACAUUGGGAAUCUUUGCAAGG
Molecule: messenger RNA, 4259 nt
Organism: Phragmites australis (common reed)
Lineage: Eukaryota; Viridiplantae; Streptophyta; Magnoliopsida; Poales; Poaceae
Exons: 28
Coding region: 67-3957 (1296 amino acids)
Biological process (GO): nucleotide-excision repair; double-strand break repair involved in meiotic recombination
Cellular component (GO): nucleus
Molecular function (GO): DNA binding; ATP binding; DNA helicase activity
Source: RefSeq, a predicted model, not a curated record